UAUGCACACAUAACACAGGCAAGCAGCAAACCUUCCUUCACAUUCAUUCAUUUGUAGCCCUCUCUCUCUUUCUCUUUCACACACACACACACUUUAUAAACACAAAUCAUGUCUUCUUUUAACCAACAGUUUGAUCACCGAAAAAUUCCCCUCAAAGACAUACAAACCGCUACCAGCAAUUUUGCUGAUAAAAACAUAGUCAGACGAGAUGGAUUUGGAAACGAGUACAAGGGGCAACUUCUCUUAAGCUCCGGAAAUUUGAUCGAUAUUAUUGCACGGAGGUUAGAUACCUCGAUCAGUGGGCACGGAUCAGAAGAGUUUCAGACAGAGAUCAAGAUGCUGCAUAGUCUUAAGCAUCAAAAUCUGGUCUCUAUUGUUGGGUUUUGUGAUGAAAAUGAUGAGAAGAUUAUCGUAAACAAGUUUGAGGCUAGGCUAAGUCUUGCCCGAUACCUAAGUGACCCGGUUACACUCACGUGGACACAAAGAUUGAAGAUAUGUCUUGGUAUUGCACGUGCACUCAGUUACAUCCACUAUGAUGAGGGACGCGAUUUUAGCGUCAUACACCGUGAUAUUAAAAGCUAUAAGAUUUUAUUAGAUGUCAAGUGGGAAGGAAAAAUAUCUGGUUUUGAGCUAUCCACGAUGCAACCCGCAGCUCGAAGGGAUGAUCUUCUCUCUGAUCUACCAUGUGGCUCGACUGGGUAUGUUGACCCAACUUAUGUCAAGUCUGAAAGGGUAACCCACAAGUCGGACGUGUACUCGUUUGGCGUGGUUUUAUUUGAAGUCCUCAGUGGCAAGAAAGCAUAUAUCCCAGACAACAAAGGGGUGUUCUUAGUUAAAUUGGCCCGAUCACAUUAUGAAAAUGGAACACUCAGUGAUAUCAUCGAUUCGGGUCUUCAGAACCAAAUGGACUCACAAGCAUUAAAAGUAUUCUCAGAAACCGCAUAUAGCUGCUUGAAAGAGCAACACUCACAACGCCCAAAUAUAGAUCAGGUUAUCUUUGCACUUGAGCAAGCAUUGAAUCUUCAACUCGCCUAUAACAUCCCUGCUAGAAAUUUGGAAAAUUUGAAGAUUCCAUUUCAUGCUAUACAGCUGGCCACAGAGAAUUUUUCUCGAAAAUAUUAUAUGGGGCAAGACAGGUAUAGUUUUGUGUACAAAGCGGAACUUGAUCAUUUUGAUUCAUUUGCAAUGAAAGGCAAUAAAACAUUAGAACUGCCUAGGAGACGUAGCACUGUAACUAUAAAACACAUUCUCAGUAGAGAGGACACAGAAGGACAACAGAGUUUCCUUUCAAAAAUUGAACCACUUACUAGAAAUAUACAUCCCAACAUAGUGUCUCUUCUUGGCUUCUGUGAUGAACAUGAUCAUAUGAUCCUUGUCUACGAGUAUGUAUCUAAUGGAAACCUUGGUGAUUACUUGAGUCGCAAAGAAAAAGGGGCUAAUCUUACUUGGGUGCAACGCAUAAAGCUAUGCAUUGAUAUUGCACGUGGGCUGGAGUACUUGCACAGUACUACGGACGACAAAAAAAAAUUAAUUCACCGGGACAUCAGAAGUGACAAUAUUCUAUUAGGUGAGAACUUUAAGGCAAAGAUUGCUAACUUUGGACUCACUAGAUUCUACCCACGUGGUGAUGAGGAGAGCACUAUCUACGAAACCAAAGUUACAGGCACAUCUGGGUAUAUGGAUCCGGAAUAUAUGUGGACAGGUAAGUUGACAGCAGAAACGGAUCUUUACUCUUUUGGGGUGGUUCUAUUUGAGAUCCUAACCGGGAGAUUGGCUUACGAUUCGGUUUACACCAAAGAAAAUGAAGGGGGUCUUGCACCCAUUGUGAGACAACAUUUCAAGAGAGGAACAUUAAAGGAACUAGUAGAUCCUGAGUUAAAGAAAGAAAGAGAUGGAAAAAAUUUCACACCAAGAGAAGGACUGAAUGAAGAUUCUUUGAAUACAUUUUAUGUAAUCGGGUAUCGUUGUCUGGCAGAACAGCAAGCCCAACGUCCAUCAAUAAAAGACGUCAUCCACGAACUUUAUAGAGCAUUAUACUUUCAGGAAUUUCCCGACAGCCUCCAUAUACCAUUUGAAGACAUAAGAAGGGCUACGGGAGACUUCAGUCUUACAAACUUAGUUGGGAAAGGAGGGUUUGGGAGGGCAUACAAAGGAGAUAUGUCACUUAAUGAAGAACUUUCUCACAUUGUUGCAAAGCGGAAUGAUGCAGGUUUAGGGCAAGGGGAAGAUGAAUUUUUUACAGAGAUCGAAAUUCUUUUUGAGCAUAAGCACGAGAAUGUUAUUAGUCUUUUAGGCUACUGUAAAAAUGAAAAUGAGAGAAUCUUAGUUUAUGAAUAUGCCUCAAACGGAAGUCUGGAUAGGCAUCUGAAACAUGCUAGCCUUACCUGGACGAAACGGCUUAAUAUAUGCAUUGAGGUUGCGAUGGGGUUAGAUUUUCUUCACCGCGGUGGUUCAACACAAGCUCCUGUGAUACAUAGGGAUCUAAAAUCCACCAACAUUCUGCUAAAUGGUAAUUGGAUGGCUAAAAUUGGUGACUUUGGGCUGUCGAUAAUAACUCCAGGAAAUGACGAAUUUGACUCUAUGUUCGAUACUGCUUGUGGCACAUAUGGCUACGUUGACCCAUUGUACCUUAAACGGGGCUUGUUAUCGAGGGAAUCCGAUAUCUAUUCACUUGGUGUGGUUUUAUUAGAGAUAAUGUGUGGAAGACUUCAGGACCCACAUAAGAAUCUUGUGGAUUUGGUUAAACAAUAUCAUAAAGAAGGAAAAGUUGUUGAGUUGGUGUUUGAGGGUAUAAGGGAUAAAAUCUUGCCAAAAUCGUUAAUCGCCUUCGUAAAUAUUGCAUGCGAAUGCUUGCAUGAUGAGCGAGAGAAACGGCCAUCGGCAAGUAAGGUGGUAUUACAACUAAAGGAAGCAUUGAAAUUCCAAUUGGAUGGCUAAUGUUGGAAACUUGGAGAAACCUGAAGGGCUAAAAGGGUGCUUUUUGGAAGUUGAAGGUUGUUGGUGUCUCUUGAUUAGUCAGCUGGAUGCAGUUGGUGUUGUUGUGUGCAUAGAGUUUAGAUCAUAAUCGUUGUUGUUUUGGAUUAUUGUAUGCAACAAAUUAAGAGUUUUAAUCAUUGGAAUUAAGAAUUUUAAGAAAUUUGUUCAAAAAA
Molecule: messenger RNA, 3149 nt
Organism: Helianthus annuus (common sunflower)
Lineage: Eukaryota; Viridiplantae; Streptophyta; Magnoliopsida; Asterales; Asteraceae
Product: non-receptor tyrosine-protein kinase TYK2
Exons: 4
Coding region: 109-2937 (942 amino acids)
Biological process (GO): protein autophosphorylation
Cellular component (GO): plasma membrane; plasmodesma
Molecular function (GO): ATP binding; transmembrane receptor protein tyrosine kinase activity
Source: RefSeq, a predicted model, not a curated record